Molecule: messenger RNA, 4683 nt
Organism: Python bivittatus (Burmese python)
Lineage: Eukaryota; Metazoa; Chordata; Lepidosauria; Squamata; Pythonidae
Source: RefSeq, a predicted model, not a curated record
AAGGCAGGGGAGGAGGUCAAAGGCGAAGAAGACGAGGACGAAGAGGAAGAAGAGGAUGAAGUCUCCACUAUGUCUGAAGGCUCAGAAGUGGCACAAGAUUAUGAGGCCAGCAGCUACAGCAGACCUGGGACAGGCCAGGUGAAUGGUGACUGUAAGGACAGCAAGCAUGGUGGGAAAGAGAUCCCACCCAGCAGUGCCGCCCCCAGAGACCUGCGCUCCCUAGAGGAAGCAUCUUUGAACAAAGGAUUGGAGCAUUCUCAGCAUGAAGGAAAUGAGCAAUGUCACACAAAGGCCUCUUGGCCUGGAGAAAGUGCCUGUCACCAUCUGGGAGGCAGCAAGAAAGAUGGCAGUGCCUAUCAGCAGCCAGACAGAGCAGUGUCACCAGCUGUUGCAGGGGCUGAUCCCUCUGUGCCCUCAUCUCCUGGGAGACCUGGCAUCCAGGCAGAUGGGAGACCAUUCAGUUGCGUCUCAGUGAAAGAGAAGCCUUCUGACCCAGUGGAAUGGACUGUCAGCGACGUUGUGGAUUAUUUCACAGAAGCCGGGUUUGCUGAGCAAGCGUCGGCCUUUCAGGAGCAGGAGAUUGAUGGGAAAUCUCUGCUGCUGAUGCAGCGCACCGAUGUGCUUACUGGCCUCUCUAUUCGCCUGGGACCUGCCCUCAAGAUCUACGAGUAUCACAUCAAGGUCCUCCAGCAGUGCCACUUCGAAGAAGACGAGGGCGACUCCUUCAUGGGCUGAGGAGGAUGGGCAAAGGUGGCGAGGGGGAGGGAGAAAACAGGGACUCUGCCAACGCUACUGUCUCAGCCAUUUCAGCCUUCCUUUGCCUCUAUGGAAACAAGACAACGUUGUGGGGGCACGGCAAGGGCUUUGACCAUAUCUGGUGAGAGGAGGGAGGCAGAAAUGAUGACCCAGCUUUUGUGGCUUCUCUAUCCUGGUUAUCUGGUGAUCCCAAAAACUGGUGUUAGAAGGCUAAAAGCUCACUUUCUUCUCUCAUCCUGCCUGUCUUACCCUACCCCAAGCUUUUCACUCACCAUAGUGCAUUGUCUGUUUGGGGGAAAGAUGAGGCAAUGUGGUUUUGCUCCUUUUCCCAAUCUCACCUUAGCUGAAAUAAUUUAUGCUUCAGCACCCAAACUGCUUCUCCCUCCCCUCUCCCCAACAGUAGCAUUUGAUAGCCCUGACUGCCCCUCCCUUGUUGCUGUGAUUGGCAAGAAAAAGAGCUUGCUGGAGGUGUCAGGAGGUUUUAAUCAAAUAGCUUUUUAUUCUCUUUUCUGUUCAGGUAGCCUUUUCUUCCAAUUUUCAUGGUUGGUGCCCAGAGUCAACUGCUUUUUAUUAUUUUUUCUUCCCCAUUUUUUAAAAAUAUAAAUAUUUAAACCGAAAUAAAAUGAUUUAGUAUUCCCAGAUAUGUUAGCCCUCUAGAAAGGGUAAUGGAACAGCUGAAAUGACUGUGUAUUUAAAGGGCAAACGUGUGUGAGAGGGCUCCAAGUUUUGGGUUCUGUUCUAGGGAGAAGUGUCAUCUGGUAAUCAAGUUUUGGAAAGAAGAAAGCAAGUUGGGAUAGAUUAUAUUCUGUCUAGUCCAUAGAUGGAAAUAGACCUUAAGGGUUCCACCUCAAUUUUCAGUAUUGUAAUCCGUGGGCAUAAAAGCGCGGUAACCUUUACAUAAUCACCAAAAAAGUCUAAAAUAAAUGUAGGAUUUAUAGAUGGGCUCUUUCCAGUGGGCAGAGAGUUAUAACUGUGUGCGUGUGUGUGCGUGUGUAUGUAUUUUUCACUAGCAGUGAGUGUUCUUAUCUAGGGACUAUAGUAGAUCAUACCACCAGUAUUAAUGCUUUGGGGUCAUAAAAAAGGAUAGGGAAUUGAAGUGGUCAGAACUGGUUUUUCUCUAUCAAAAACCCAGAUGAAAACUUUCCUAUCUUUAGGAUUGGCCUCCUCCCAUUUAAGCAGGCUAAACCCCAAAAGACAGCAACGGCAAGAGGAGAGUGUACAACAGUAAAAAUUAUUCUUGGCAAACUUGUAAAAUCAGUUGAUGGAGGGGUGCUGGUGGGCACAUUAUACAACAUUUCAGAUUCUUGGUGGCUUUGAAGACACACUGUACUUACUGUUGGCUAGGAAACGUGUUUCACAGAUUAGAGGUUAAUUUCAGUUUUGCAUUAAAAACAAUGGGAACUUUAUAGAGGAUGCAGAAAACUCCUUGGAAUAGGAUCUUAGACCAUAUACAGAACAUCAUAUCCUAGCGCUACUCAUUGGAGAAUCAUGACAGAUCACUUCCAAACUGGUCUAAAUUAGGAAUGUGAAGGGGAUCUUAUUACGCAUGAGAGUAAGUGGGAAAGUUUUAUAUCUACUCUGUUCAGUUGUGCCCUAGGAACAGAAAACUACAUAACUGCAAAGAGAGAGAAGGAGACUUCCAUUUGCAUACCAAGAAGAAUGCAGAUAUGAGCACACUGAAUUUUAUGUUCUCAACAUUUUCUUUGGACCCAUGAGGGCUAGAAACUUAUUGUUUGAACUUUGAAAGCAGAGGUUCUUGAUGUUGUAGCACAGAAGUGCCUCAGGGGCUUACAUACUGGCUGCACAUUGCUCUCUAUUGCACUAGGCCCUAUUAUUUUGUCCAGAGCUGGGAAUAAAAAAACAAGAUUCUUAAGUUCUAACAAGUCUUACCCCUUGUAUUUUGUUUAUUAGAAACUUGCUGUACAAGAAGUAAUACACCAUACAGUGUAGGAAACAGAGUGAGUGACCCAGCAGCAGCUGGAGUGGCUUUUGAUCCUGCUCACUCCUUUUGGUAAUAGAUAUGGAGCUCUUUUGGUUCGCCUCUUACUCAUCCCAGACCAAAUGAAGGGAGAUGGCAUCAAUCUGCAGUAGGUAAAUUGAAAAAAAUUAAAUGUACGGCUGGCCCACUAUAGUGAUCUGAAAGCUCAGUGAGGCCAUGAUGGAAUGAGUAUUGUACUGGUGCGGCUUCAGUGUUUAAGGAGCUGCUCAAGGCGUAACUUUGCAAUGAAAGACUAAAAAGCUGGUAACAGCUGUGUUGACGCAUACAUGAAUUUUUCUCAGUCAUGCUUAAGAACUAGUGUGUAAAUAUACCUGAUCAUCACUUACUGAUAACAAUUAACUUUUAAAAAAAAUAUAUAUGUGCAUGAUAAAUUACUUUGUUGUUUCAUCAUGUGCCCAGAUCAUAAUGUAAAAAAAUCUUGAAAAAUGUGAAAAGACAGUAGGCUUGACCAAAGAUUGGUUGCUGAAUUGUGAGUUGGGCACACGUUGAUUUAUUCACACCUCAUUUAGUCUACUUUUUCCACAGAGGAAUCUACCUUACAAUGUAUGCAAAUCUUCAUAACAUCUUUGCAGGGAUAGUAAGCACAAGUAGCAAAAUUUUAAUUUUUGAGCAUAUCUGCUCAAAAACUUGUGUAACUUGCUCCACCACAUUGGAUAAUUCUCAGGUCAGGACAAUUGCAUCCAACCUAUUUUAAGUCUAGUUUGAGUGUAAUGCUGAAAGAAGAAUUGGGGAGUGGUGAUGGAAUCAUGGCCAUUUUUGAUAUGUGAAUUCUGGCUCCCUAUCUUGGUUGGAUGUAACUACUCAUUAAAGUGAAGCCAUGAUGCCAUCCAAGCUCACAUUCCUACACAAAAGAAAAGUGGAUGGUGGCUCUUUGGGAAUACAAACCUAAUAAACUCUGCCCCUGUGCUUAAGAUCAAUUUCUGAAUAGGCUAUUCCAUGUGGAAAUAACAGUAGGGGCUGGGACUGCCUGAUUUUAGGACCAUCCAUCACCUCUUGCAUUUUCCCCCCAAAAUAAUUAUCAGAUUCAGGAGAAUUUAUUCCCAUAUAGGUGGACACAGGUCCAGUCUAAGUGGUUUUAUCUCUAGGUCGUCUGGAUGUUCCCUCCUGUCGUGUGCACCUUUGGCUCCAUCUCUCUAAGAAAGCCAUUUUUUUAACAACACUCUUUCUAGCAUUUAAAAAAGGGGUGUGUUGGAUGUUAAUUAUGGAUAUCUACAGAAAUGCAACUGCUGAUGCACAAUGUGUAUAAAUACAGAACCUGUAGAAGUUAUCCCAGUUAAUAUAAUGGUGUGGUAUUUACUGUUUAUUUUAGCAAGAAUACUUCAAUUGGAUAUACAGUAGUUGACUUGGGGGAAUCUAUGAGAUGUCCCUGCAGCAUGCUAUGCCUUGUUACAAAAACAGUAAGGUAACCAACUUGAUUAAAGAGUUGCAGUCCUUUUUUCUGUUGGAAAGGUAAAAGCAUCGCAACUGUUUUUAUUGAGGUGGGAAAAGACAGACAUUGUUAAUUCUAUAUGGGAUGGAAAAAGUGGGCAUUUCCCCCUCAAGUUACUCAGGGGCAUCUAAUUAUAGUGGUGGACAGUAGGUACUGUACAAAAGUGCUUUUCCAUAUGUUACAAUGAGUUGGUGAAAUUCUCUUUCCUAAAAUGUGUUGGUUUUAGACAGACUAGGUCUCUCCCUUGCUAACCCCAUGAUAACUUUAAAGGAAUUCCAAACUCAGAAGCAGAAUACAUCUCAUUACCAGAUGUUGGGGAGAGGUGGGACGAUUGCCUUGCAGCGUUUGUCUGCAGAAAAUAGCAUGCUGAAAUGGACAUACCUUUGAUACGAGCCAGCAGAACUCUUUUAUGUUUUUUUUCAUGACUCUGUUUUUCAGUGUGGACAAUAACAGGGUUGAUGCCAUCUUUUGCAAAGAUGAUUUACAAUAAAAUCAAGCA